Molecule: messenger RNA, 2130 nt
Organism: Calidris pugnax (ruff)
Lineage: Eukaryota; Metazoa; Chordata; Aves; Charadriiformes; Scolopacidae
Gene: MBOAT1
Product: membrane bound O-acyltransferase domain containing 1
Exons: 13
Coding region: 147-1379 (410 amino acids)
Biological process (GO): lipid modification
Cellular component (GO): membrane
Molecular function (GO): acyltransferase activity
Source: RefSeq, a predicted model, not a curated record
CACUUUUGGCUGCGUUUUGGUUUCGUAUUUACUUGGGUCCCAGUCAUGCCAGCUCUGCAGUUCGCCAUGCAUUUGCCACCCUCUUUGGAAUAUACUUUGCUGUCUUCUGCUUUGGGUGGUAUUCCAUUCAUCUUUUUGUCCUGGUGAUGAUGAACUAUGGCAUUAUGAAUAUGGCAAGCAUUCCCAACAUCCACAGGUACUCCUUUGUCGUAGCUAUGGGAUACCUCACGUUGUGCCAUAUAAGCCGAAUAUACAUAUUUCAUUAUGGCAUUCUCACUACAGAUUUUUCCGGAGGAUUAUGCUGUCCGCUGAUGAUAAUUACACAGAAGAUCACAACACUUGCAUGCCAGUUACAUGAUGGAAUAGGGCGACAAGCCGAGGAACUCACUGCUGAGCAAAAUCGGCUUGCUGUAAAGACAAGACCUUCUUUACUAGAGUAUUUAAGCUAUCUCCUCAAUUUUAUGAGCAUCAUAGCUGGGCCUUGCAGCAAUUACAAGGAUUAUAUAGCCUUCAUUGAAGGGAGGCAUGUGCACAUGAAACUGUUAGAAGUGAACUGGAAGCAGAAGGGUUAUGACAGACUUCCUGAUCCUUCUCCAACUGGAGCAGUGAUGUACAAGCUGUGUAUCACACUAGUAUCUCUCAUUUUAUUCUUGACACUUACCAAGACCUUUCCUAUGGCAUAUAUUAUUGAUAAUGAAUUUCUUGAUAAAACACCCUUCUUGUCAAGACUUGGUUACCUGUAUGUUGUAACACAGGCAGCAAAACCAAAGUAUUACUUUGCAUGGACAUUAGCAGAUGCAGUCAACAAUGCAGCUGGUUAUGGAUUCAGUGGAGUUGAUGAAAGGGGCACUUUCCGCUGGGACCUGUUGUCCAAUUUGAAUAUCUGGAAGAUUGAGACUGCGACAAGUUUUAAAAUGUACAUUGAAAACUGGAACAUUCAGACAGCUGCUUGGCUAAAACGUGUUUGCUAUGACCGAGCUCCCUGGUACCCUACGGCUUUAACGUUUAUCCUGUCAGCCCUGUGGCAUGGGAUCUAUCCUGGAUAUUAUUUUACAUUUCUCACUGGAAUCCUUAUCACACUCGCAGCCAGAGCAAUAAGAAACAAUUGCAGACAUUACUUCCUCUCGUCAGUGCCUCUCAAGAUAGCCUACGACAUUGUCACCUGGGUUGUCACUCAACUGGCAGUGUGCUAUACCGUUGCACCGUUUGUGAUGCUGGCUGUUGAGCCCACCAUUAAAUUUUACAAGUCUAUGUAUUUUCACAUGCACGUUCUAAGCAUCCUGGUGUUGCUCGUGCUACCCAUCAGACCUCAAGCCCGCUCCAUAAGGAAGCCUCAGAACCAGACCACGCAGAACUCUGUUAAAAGCAAAGACAAAUGACACCUCCAAAGAAAAUUGCUGACAAUGGGUAAUCAAACUGUCAUAUUGGAAACAAACAAAGAAGAAGAAAAACGGGUGGGAUGAGGGUUGAAGUAGAAGACAAGUGGUGUUUCUAUUGGUUAUCUUAAAACCUUACUGGAAAGGGCAGAGAAGAGCCUGAAUGACUGUAUUUCAAAUUAUUCCAGUUACGAGAGAUUUUACAGGCAACGUUUACAGGCUCAUGGGGCAUUUUGAUUUUUUUUUAGUAAAUAUUUUUAUGAAGUGUUUUUAUAUAUUUAAAGUUUUUCACACGGAGAGGAAUUUUUGCUCUUUUACAGAAAUAUGCAUUUAUUAAUCAGUGAUCUCGCAAUUAGAGGGACAGGAAGCAGCUAGCAAAGGGUUAGACCAGCUGCCUGAUAGCCUGGUGCUGUGGGCAGCUGGCCCAGGAAGCUUUUCAUCUCCUGGCUCUGGAGGGAGAUGAUGCAACUAGAAAACUAGGGACAUGGGGUUACUCAAGGUGCUGGUGCUGACUUCUGCCCCGGCAGGGAGGAGAGGGAGAGGGGCUUUCUCCAGCCAUCCCCAGAGCAGGGACUGCAGCCUGAGCUCGGCAGCAAGGGCAUUCCACAUCCCUUCCAUGUCACACCUGCUGGUAAUGAGGGCAAGACAAGUCCCUUGGGAAUAGGUAUCUGGGAGCACUGGCAACUGGCUGGGCCAAAAUCUAAAGCCAAGUUAAAAAAAAAAAAUAAAAAAACCAACAAACCAAAACCCUUUA